AUGGUAUCAGAAGGAAAGCUAUCCGGGCGACAACGAAGGAAGAACACGUCUCUCCAGGGAAAAAUCUUCAAGCUGUGGGAAGCGUACGAGAGCGGAGAAUUGUCAGUCAACGGCCUACUGAGGAAAUGCAGAAAGGCAACUCCAAGGACACGGUCUGCUACCACGAAUAAGCUUCUUCCGUCGCCUCGUGUUGUUAGCAACGUAAUACACAAGGCCGGUGAAGCCAUGGAAAAGGAAUCGAAUCUAUCGUACAUGAUCAUGCAGAUGGGCCAAUUCCUGUCACACGACUUUAUUAUGACAAAGUCGUUUACAAAUGACGAUGAGACACCACUGGAGUGCUGUGGUGAUGAUAAAGAAUGUUCUGAGUGUUUUCCGAUAUCCAUUCCGGCAGGAGAUACUAUGAACACAACGUGCUUGUCGUUUGCCCGAUCAAAGUCUGUCUUCGACUGUGAUGGGAUACGUCAGCAGCUUAAUGGGCAGUCAUCGUAUCUAGAUUUGUCAUGUCUUUACGGGACUGACGAAGACGCGGCCAACGAAUUAAGAUUAUUUAAAGGGGGCGAACUAAACGUAAGUUCCACCAACAAUCUUCCUCCGGACAUGGACGACAGCACUUGCGAGUUAGAAGGUUCAUACGACGAAGCAUAUAAUUAUUGUCCAAUGUCAGGUGAUCCGAGAGUAAAUGAAAAUGCCGGUCUCUCUGCUUUUCACACUUUGCUACAUCGUGCCCACAAUAUCUUUGCUCGGGGUUUGGCAUUUGUAAACCCUCACUGGAAAGAUGAGGAGCUGUUUCAGAAUGCAAGAAAGAUUCUGGUCGGAAUUUGGCAGAAAAUUGUAUAUGGUGACUACUUGCCCCUCAUUGUCGGAGAACAAGCCAUGAAAUCUCAUAACAUUAAUAUUUCGCCCGAUGGCUACAAAGAAACAUACAACGUAAACACCGAUGCGACUGUAACCAACGAGGGUGGCAUCGCGUUUAGAUUCGGGCACUCCAACAUUCACCGAAUGAUGGUUCUACAAGACCAAGACUAUAAACUGUCCAUGACCCCUGAGCCUCUGCAGCUAAGUUACUUCAAGUGUAAGUGGUACCAUGCGUUUAAUGGGCGAGGUCAUGAAGACGUCCUUCGAUGGACGGCUGACGCCGCAUGCCCUCGGUCGGACAGACUUCUUGAGCCAUCAGUGCAACAAACAUUAUUUGAAGACGGCCGCGGCAUAUCAAGUGAUCUUGCAGCCUUGAACAUUCAAAGUCACCCGUUUUGA
Dreissena polymorpha is the source of this 1254-nucleotide messenger RNA. Its product is annotated as chorion peroxidase-like. The transcript is spliced from 10 exons. Gene Ontology annotation, molecular function: heme binding; peroxidase activity. Lineage: Eukaryota; Metazoa; Mollusca; Bivalvia; Myida; Dreissenidae. Bases 1 to 1254 code for a protein of 417 amino acids. Gene Ontology annotation, biological process: response to oxidative stress. The record is from RefSeq and is a predicted model, not a curated record.